Molecule: messenger RNA, 1212 nt
Organism: Corylus avellana
Lineage: Eukaryota; Viridiplantae; Streptophyta; Magnoliopsida; Fagales; Betulaceae
Source: RefSeq, a predicted model, not a curated record
AUGGAUCAAUCAGAUUGGGCAUGUCUACCAGAAGACCUUCUUGAUUUGAUUUUGAGCAGGUUGGUAACACUUUCAGACUAUGUUCGAUUUAGCACUGUUUGCAUGCCAUGGCACACCUUUGCCCUAGAAAAGUACGAUGGGGAAAGGCAUCUCAAACUUUCAACCCAUCAACCUCCACUACUAUUUUUACCUCACACUCGCGGGUCUAAAGAAGAAGAAACUACAUUUAUAAUUAGUAUACAUAAUUUCAGCAAGACAUAUGAGUUAGAAUCAUUCACACCCAUUUGUAGCCAGAGAUGGAGUGGUUCUUCACAUGGAUGGUUGAUUAGCGUGGAUGAGAAUUUUGCCAUUACCCUAUCAAAUCCAUUUUGCUCCAAACUCAAAGGAGGUGAUGUUGGAAUUAUUCGCCUCCCACCGGUUCCAUAUAGAAAUUGCUAUUGUAUUGAAAAGGUUAUAUUGUCAGCUAACCCUACAAUGACUCCCGAUGAUUACACGGUCAUGAUCAUCUUUAACAUGUAUGGUAAAUUGGCUUUCAUUAGGGCAGGUGAUAAAGAAUGGACUUGCAUAAAAAAAUGCCAUAAUGUUGACGAUGUUAUUUAUUCCAAAGGCCUAUUUUAUGCCCUUGAUGGUACUUGUUCAGUAAUCACUUGUGAUAUUAGUGAACAUAAUCCCAUGUUGAACAAGGUUUCACCUAGGCUUUCACCUAACCUUUCACCUGAUGAAGAAGUACAAGAGAUUAAGAAUUAUAUAGUGGAAUCGGCUGGUGGCGAUCUACUACAGCUUCUAAGGUUUAUGGACUGGACUACUGUUGUUCAUGGUGAUAAUAAGAGGCGAAUAAUGCAUGUGGAGACAAAAGGGUUCAAGGCUUUCAAGCUAUUAUUUUUGAAUGGGGAGUCAAAGUGGGUUGAAACAAAGAACUUGGGUGAUGGAUCCUUGUUCUUGGGUGAAAAUAAUUCAACCUAUAUGUCGGCUUCUGAUUGCCUCGGAUGCCAUCCGAAUUCUAUAUACUUCACGGAAUACUGUCCACCUCAUCCUUAUUUUGCUCAUAGUUAUGACAUGGGAAUCUUUAACUUGGGAGAUGGAAGCUUUCUUCAGCGAGAUUGUGUAUCAAAGUUCUUGUCUUCUCCGGUAUCGAUGUUGCCACCAAUUUGGAUCGAGCCAACUUUUCAAGGGAAAAAAAUAGGUGGGUUUGUUAAAAACCCUAAGCUUUAA